Messenger RNA from Physeter macrocephalus (sperm whale), 2300 nucleotides. RefSeq names its product G protein-coupled receptor 75 (gene GPR75). Gene Ontology annotation, biological process: G protein-coupled receptor signaling pathway. NCBI's taxonomy places the organism in Eukaryota, Metazoa, Chordata, Mammalia, Artiodactyla, Physeteridae. Gene Ontology annotation, cellular component: membrane. The transcript has 2 exons. The record is from RefSeq and is a predicted model, not a curated record. Bases 305 to 1927 code for a protein of 540 amino acids. Gene Ontology annotation, molecular function: C-C chemokine receptor activity.
GCCGGAGUGUCCGGCGUGGGGGUGGGGGGCGGCGCCCUCGGCGUCUCCGUGACUGCGCCUCCGCGCCCCGGCUUGCCGCGGCUCCCGGGAUGCGCGGAGGCGGCGGCGAUGGCGAUGAUGCCUCUAGCCCUGCAUCCUCCCGGGCGGCGGGCGGAGCUGGGGUCCGGGCUGCGAUAUGGAGGAGGAGGGGCGGCGCUGCGGCCACCGGGCAGGCUUUUCUGCCUUGGGCCUCUUUUGUCAAAUAUCGCUCAUCUGUGAGUUGAGGCCCUGACUCCCUUCACACAGAAGGAAGUCAUCUCUGAAGAUGAACUCAACGGACCUCCCUCAGGCUGCUCCCAACACUACCCUGCUACAUGUGCCUCACUCCCAGGGAGAAAACAGCACUGCUCUCCAGGAAGACCUCCAGGACCUCAUCCACACGGCCACCUUGGUGAGCUGUACCUUUCUGCUCGCAAUCAUCUUCUGCCUGGGCUCUUACGGCAACUUCAUUGUCUUCUUGUCCUUCUUUGAUCCGGCCUUCAGGAAAUUCAGAACCAACUUUGAUUUCAUGGUCCUGAACCUGUCCUUCUGUGACCUCUUCAUUUGUGGCGUGACGGCCCCCAUGUUCACCUUUGUGUUGUUCUUCAGUUCAGCCAGCGGCAUACCGGAUGCUUUCUGCUUCACCUUCCACCUCACCAGCUCCGGCUUCAUCAUCAUGUCCCUCAAGACAGUGGCGGUGAUUGCCCUGCACCGGCUCCGCAUGGUGUUGGGGAAGCAGCCGAACCGCACGGCCUCCUUUCUCUGCACGUUGCUCCUCACUUUGCUCCUCUGGGCCACCAGUUUCACCCUCGCCACCUUGGCCACCCUGAAAACCAGCAAGUCCCACCUCUGCCUUCCCAUGUCCAGUCUGAUUGCCCGAGAAGGGAAAGCCAUCCUGUCUCUCUAUGUGGUCGACUUCACCUUUUGUGUUGCUGUGGUGUCUGUGUCUUACAUCAUGAUUGCUCAGACCCUGCGGAAAAAUGCUCAAGUCAGAAAGUGCCCCCCUGUGAUCACAGUUGAUGCUUCCAGACCACAGCCUUUCAUGGGGGCCCCUGUGAAGGGAGGUGGAGAUCCCAUCCAGUGUACCAUGCCAGCUCUGUACAGGAACCAGAAUUACAACAAACUGCAGCACGUUCAGACCCACGGAUACACCAAGAGUCCCAACCAGCUGCCAACCCCUGCAGCCAGCCGGCUCCAGCUGGUCUCGGCCGUCAAUCUCUCCACGGCUAAGGAUUCCAAGGCGGUGGUCACCUGUGUGAUCAUUGUGCUGUCGGUCCUGGUGUGCUGCCUUCCACUGGGAAUCUCCUUGGUGCAGGUGGUUCUGUCCAGCGAUGGGAGCUUCAUCCUUUACCAGUUUGAACUGUUUGGUUUUACGCUUGUAUUUUUCAAGUCAGGAUUAAACCCUUUUAUAUAUUCUCGGAACAGUGCAGGGCUGAGGAGGAAAGUGCUGUGGUGUCUGCAGUACAUAGGCCUGAGUUUUUUCUGCUGCAAACAGAAGACUCGACUUCGAGCCAUGGGAAAGGGAAACCUCGAAGUCAACAGAAACAAAUCCUCCCAUCAUGAAACAAACUCUGCCUACAUGUUGUCUCCAAAGCCCCAGAAGAAAUUUGUGGACCAGGCCUGUGGCCCAAGUCAUUCGAAGGAAAGUGUGGUCAGUCCCAAGAUGUCUGCUGGACAUCAACACUAUGGUCAGAGCAGCUCAACCCCCAUCAACACUCGGAUUGAGCCGUACUACAGUAUCUAUAACAGCAGCCCGUCCCAGGAAGAGAGCAUCCCACACAACUUACAGCCAGUAAAUUCUUUUGGAUUUGCCAGUUCAUAUAUUGCCAUGCAUUAUCACACCACUAAUGAUUUAAUGCAAGAGUAUGAUAGCACUUCAGCCAAGCAGAUUCCAGUCCCCUCUGUUUAGAGUCAUGGAGGCUAGAGAAUCUUAUGUAUAUGUUUUUGUUUCUGAUACUAAUUGAUUUUUUAAAAUUCUGUGAGACCAGAGAUACAUCAAAACUUAAAGACCUAGACAGUUGACACUAAUGACUUCCUUUUGUCUGAAGUAUUAGCAUCUAUUGGUUUGCUUUGUAGUUUCUUGACAUUUUAAGCGUUGAUGUAAAAGUUUAUUAUUUUACACCUGACCUGUGCUCCAAUCUUUUGUACUAAACUUUUAAAUAGAUGCCAGGGAAUGAUCAUGCUACUGUAUUAAAGUAGGGAAUGAACUGAUUACGGUCAUUUGAGUCAAUGUUAUGGUUCUUUGAAGUAAGUAUGAGCUGGAAUUUUUAAAGAAUGUGAAG